Molecule: messenger RNA, 1113 nt
Organism: Venustampulla echinocandica
Lineage: Eukaryota; Fungi; Ascomycota; Leotiomycetes; Helotiales; Pleuroascaceae
Exons: 1
Coding region: 1-1113 (370 amino acids)
Source: RefSeq, a predicted model, not a curated record
AUGAAAACCAAACUUGUUCAAUCCGUUAGAUACACCUGGCGAAAUGUCCUGCCGGCCGCAGCGCCUGGAUGCUCACAGGGCACUCCGUACUCAUUCUGGGUGAAAGAAGGCAAUCCCACCAAGGUCGCCGUUAUCUUGGCCGGCGGCGGCGCAUGCUGGACGGGCGAAAACAGUGCGUUGCAUGGAAAAAGGUUCUACCGGCCCUAUGCUGGCCUUGACGAGGAUCCGAGUGAUUUGGGCGGCGUCUUCGACAGCGACAACCCAGAGAACCCGCUCGCUGACUAUACCACCGUCUAUCUUCCCACUGCCAACGGCGAUGUCUUUCUCGGCGACUCGGUCACGGUCUAUGACGUGCCUGCAAUGGGUGGCCAGCCUGCGGGCAAGAUCACUAUCCUGCACAAGGGCUACGACAAUGCAGCGUCUGCCUUGGAUUGGGUGUUCAAGACGUACCCGGAGCCUACAACAGUCGCGGUGAUGGGGUGGAGCGCCGGGGCUCUCGCAUCGCCCCUUUAUACUCAUAUCAUCGCACAACACUAUCCGGACGCCGCGGUCACCCAUUUUGCUGAUGGCGGGGGCGCCUAUCGCGUGGGCGAAAGACUGGCGCCGCUUUUCAAAACCUGGGGGACGGCGAACGUUUUGAAGAGGGUUAAGGGCUUCGAAGACUUGAGCGUCGACAGCCUGUCAUUGGAGGAUCUCUAUAUUCGAGCGGCCGAGCUCCAUCCUGAAAUUGUCUUUCACCAGUACAACGAAAGGCAUGAUAGUAUUCAGGCCCUUUUCAUGCAGCUCAUGGGCGUGGCCGCCCCCGAUGUCCCGGGGAAUUUGGACGACGGCCACGCCUAUAUCCGCGCGAAGAUUCCCAAUUUCUGCACCUAUACCAGCUGGGGGCACGACGAAGGUAUCAUCGGCGGGUACUAUGAUGGGGUGCUAUCAAAAAAUGCGUUGGACAAUCGCGGCCGUCCCCAUGUGCUGGAUAGGUUUUACACUCGUCAGACCAACGGUGUUCGAUUCCUCGAUUGGUUUACUGCAGCCGUGACGGGCAAACCGGUCGAGGACGUGGCUUGCGUGGACAGCGAGACCCCUGAGUACCAUUGGACGCGCCCCAAGUUUCCUUAA